Messenger RNA from Aspergillus mulundensis, 330 nucleotides. RefSeq lists its product as uncharacterized. The coding region runs from base 1 to 330 and encodes 109 amino acids. The transcript has a single exon. NCBI's taxonomy places the organism in Eukaryota, Fungi, Ascomycota, Eurotiomycetes, Eurotiales, Aspergillaceae. The record is from RefSeq and is a predicted model, not a curated record.
AUGCCCCACGGAAUCGGGAUGAAGGACGGCUCAAUGAUUGGGCUUGACGCCUUGAUUCUCGCAACGGGCUUUGACGUCGUCACCGGCAGUGCGUUGCGAUUCAAUUUCCAUGGUAUCGGGAACGCCCAACAACGAAUGGGCCAUCCAGACCCGAACGUUCCUGGCCAGGGAAAUGCCCGACUUUCCCGAUUUCUUCUUCCUGUACGGCCCUCAAAGCCUGGCUGCAUUCGCGAACGGCCCCUUAAUCUCAGAGAUUCAGGCGGAGUGGGUCAUCACAACGAUGCUGCACAUGCACGAGCAGAGGCUGUCAACAGUCGACACAAAGCGUGA